Trichoplusia ni (cabbage looper) is the source of this 1278-nucleotide messenger RNA. Its product is annotated as CD151 antigen-like. Gene Ontology annotation, cellular component: membrane. The coding region runs from base 412 to 1212 and encodes 266 amino acids. The record is from RefSeq and is a predicted model, not a curated record. Lineage: Eukaryota; Metazoa; Arthropoda; Insecta; Lepidoptera; Noctuidae. The transcript has 8 exons.
CGUAAGCCAGUCAGUACGGCGGCAACGCUCCGAGAGUUAAUACGUGUAGUACGUAUCACAAGGUUCCGAUGCGAUGUUUUUCGCGCCGAUUUCGAAUUCCCGUUGUUUAUGUUGAAUGAUCCUUUAAUGUGUUUUAGUUGAACGUAUCGCACUGAUAUAUUGGAGUUUGUGUGAAUAGUGUUUUCAGUGAAGUUUUGUUUAAAAAGUUGUUGCAACUGAGAACUAGUUGGUUUUAACAUAAAUCAAUUCCUUGAGAUUUUCCUUGAUUGUUAGAACCUGACCCCAGAUAGCGGGCAUUCACGUGAAAGAGGAAAAAGAAAGCGCACCAGACAGAGAACUAAAAUCGAUCAUGAAUAUAAGAGAAAUAAGGUGAAGCAAAAGAAUACCGCGUAACUGAUACUAGAAAAGAAAAUGGCGGAAGAAAAGAAAAAAGAUGGCAGCGCACUACUGGCCAAAAAGAAGAAAGUUAAGCCGCGUAAAUCGAGAGACGCAGACUGCUGUAGUGUGAACUUCUUGAAAUGCGUUCUGCACAUCUUUAAUGUGGUAUUCUUGUUUGCGGGCGCCGGCGUACUUGGAGUAGGAGCAUGGACCGUCUCCUACCGGCAUCGCUUCGUAUCUCUCUUGCCGACGCCGACGUACCCAGCUAUAGCGUACCUGCUCAUCAUAGCCGGGGCUAUGGGCGUGCCGCUCUGCGCCCUCGGCUGCUGCGGCCUCAAGACUGAGAACAGAACCAGCUUGUUAUGCUACACAUACUUCCUGCUAAUAACCUUCAUUCUGGAGGUGGGCGCUGGGGGGCUAGCGUACUACUACGAGGUGGCAGUGGAGGAUGAGCUGAGGGCAGAGAUGAAUAACACCUUCCUAUCCAACUACGCGCUGGAUACCACCGUCACCGAUGCAGUGGACCAGAUGCAGACUGAGUUUAAAUGCUGUGGUGCAGUUCGCUACUCGGACUGGCGGCAUAGUCCGUGGCACGAGCACGACCCGCGGCUACUGGUGCCAGACUCCUGCUGCAAGACUGUCACCAACCGUUGUGGCCAGAGAGACCACCCCUCUAAUAUAUACUAUCAUGGUUGCAUCCAUCAAUUCACAAACCACAUACGGGACCACUUGAUAAUCCUGGCGGCGGUGGGCGUGGGCAUGGCGGUGAUCCCCAUCUUCGGGUUCCUGUUCUCGUGCGUGCUGUACGUGAAGAUCAAGCACGUGCUGGACUGACGGCGCGCGGCGGCCGCCUCCCGCAAGGUGCACGACACGCCGCGCCCCCGGCCCGCGCCCCGCCCG